This is a messenger RNA of Diceros bicornis minor, 5476 nucleotides long. RefSeq lists its product as uncharacterized. The record is from RefSeq and is a predicted model, not a curated record. Gene Ontology annotation, biological process: negative regulation of transcription by RNA polymerase II. Gene Ontology annotation, molecular function: DNA-binding transcription repressor activity, RNA polymerase II-specific. Lineage: Eukaryota; Metazoa; Chordata; Mammalia; Perissodactyla; Rhinocerotidae.
GAUAAUCUAACCUGAGAAUCUUAGAGGAAGAGGACAGAAAGUUGGAAUGGCUCUUUCCGAGGGACGGUUGACCUUCAGGGAUGUGGCCAUAGAAUUCUCUCAGGAGAAGUGGGAAUGCCUGGACCCAGCUCAGAGGGCCUUGUACAGCGAUGUAAUGUUGGAUAACUACAGGAACCUGCUUUCCGUGGGUGAGGAUAACUUCCCCUCUGAAGUUGGAAGCCUUUCUGCUGGAUUUGAAAUAAAGGAAUUAUUGCCAAGAGAGGACAUUAAUGAAGGAGAAUUCUACCAUCUACUGGUAUUGGAAAGAACUGAAAGCUGUGCCAUCAAGGAUUUUGACCUCAAAGAAGUCUUGGAAAAUAUACAUGAGUUUGGGAGUGUGUGGGGAUAUGAUGCCAGAAAUCACAAAGCAGUGCCGUUAAUCCAUAACGGAAAGCUCACUCGUAGAAUAGGUGAAUGUAAUAAAACCACAAAUAAUUUUCCUGAAAAGCAGAGUCUUUCUGUAGGAAAUAAUAUGUACCAGUAUUUCAUGCAUGAUGAGCCAUUGAUAGGAAAUUUGUUAAAACUGAAAAAUAACAUAAGUGAUGCUAGAAACAAGUAUGUAAUGUGUUUCGAAAAUAGAACUCAAUCAGGUUUGCAGGCACACUUGGCGGAAGUGCAGAGAUUUCAAACUGAGGAGAAAAUAUGUGAAUGCAAUCCAGUUGAGAAGUCUAUCAACCAUGAUUCUUCAGUUUCACCACUUCAACAAAUUCCUAAUGGUGUUAAAAAUAUUUGUAAUAAAUAUAGGAAGGUUUUUAAAUAUCUUUUGUUACUUACACAAUAUGGGCAAACACAUACUGGAGAAAAAUCUUACAAAUGUAAUAAAUGUGGGAAGGCUUUUAGCAAAAGCUCAUACCUCUCAAAACAUGAGAGAAUUCAUUCUGGACAGAGACCUUACAAAUGUAAUGAAUGCAACAAAGCCUUUGCUAGCCAUUCAAACCUUACUCAACAUAAGAGAAUCCAUACUGGAGAGAAACCUUACAAAUGUAAUGAAUGCAGCAAAGCCUUUGCUAAAUGCUCGGUUCUUACUCAACAUAAAAUACAUACUGGAGAGAAACCUUACAAACGUAAUGAAUGCAGCAAAGCUUUUGCUAGACAUUCAACCCUUACUCAGCAUAAGAGAAUCCAUACUGGAGAGAAACCUUACAAAUGUAAUGAAUGCAGCAAAGCUUUUGCUAGACAUUCAACCCUUACUCAGCAUAAGAGAAUCCAUACUGGAGAGAAACCUUACAAAUGUAAUCAAUGCAGCAAAGCUUUUGCUAGACAUUCAACCCUUACUCAGCAUAAGAGAAUCCAUACUGGAGAGAAUCCUUGCAAAUGUAAUGAGUGUGGCAAAGCUUUUACCCUUUAUGAUGGUCUUAAAGGACAUCAGAGAAUUCAUACUGGAGAACAACCUUACAAAUGUUAUGAAUGUGGCAAAGACUUUGCUGAUUGUUCAGGACUUACUAAGCAUAAGAGAAUCCAUAGUGGAGAGAAACUUUACAAGUGUAAUGAGUGUGGCAAGGUCUUUGGUGAAAAGUCAUAUCUUGCAAUUCAUCAGAGAAUGCAUACUGGAGAGAAACCUUACAAUUGUAAUGAAUGCAGCAAAGCCUUUGCUCGACAGUCAAAGCUUACUCGACAUAAAAGAAUCCAUACUGGAGACAAUCCUUACAAAUGUAAUGAAUACAGCAAGGCCUUUGCUAACAACUCAAGGCUUACUCAACAUAAAAGAAUUCAUACUGGAGAGAAACCUUGCAAAUGUCAUGAGUGUGGCAAGGUCUCUAGUCACAGGUCAAAUCUUGCAACUCAUCAGAGAAUUCAUACUGCAGAGAAACCUUACAAAUGUAAUGAAUGUGGCAAAGAAACUGAUUGUUCAGUACUUAGUAGGCAUAAGAAAAUCCAUACUAGAGAGAAAAUUUACAAAUGUAAUGAUUGUGACAAAUCUUUUACCCAAUUUUCAUGCCUUAAAAGACAUAAGAAAAUCCAUACUGGAGAGAAACCUUCCAAAUAUAAUGCAUCUGGGUCUGUUGGGCGUGAGGAGAAACACACAGGGAAACCUGAGGGGCGGAGGAGAGCGCCAGGCACCGCGCCCAGGCCCCGCCCCUACGUCGCCCGAGCCCUACCCUGCCUCUGUGCCCGCCCCGUCACGUCGGCCCCGCCCCGGUACGCACGCGCAUGCGCGGCUUCCUGCAGACGGAAGCGGAUCACGCGGAGCAACCGGCACGCUCGGAUGUCCCGAGUCCUGCUGCUCCGUGCGGUCCGGGAGCCGGCGUCCGUUUCCGGACGCUCUGAGGCAGGUCCCCGUCCGACCUUUCUGCCUUCGGUCCGCGUAGACACCGACCGCCCGCCUCGUCGUGUUCCUGCUCGGAGCCUUUCUCGGAUGCCCCACUUCCCUCCUCUCCCCUCGCCCCCCGCAACCGGGUGGUCAAGUCCUCACUCACGAGUUGGGAAUGUGAAAUGUAAUCUGGAAUUAGGACAGACCUUUUCUACUGCCCUCUCCAGGCCACCACUAACACCGGUUCUGCUCAUUGAAUUUAGACCUCUCCAGGGUAACUUGGGACAAUUAACUUUCAGGGAUGUGGCCAUAGAAUUCUCUCGGGAGGAGUGGGAAUGCCUGGACCCUGCUCAGAGGGCCUUGUACAGGGACGUGAUGUUGGAGAACUACAGGAACCUGCUCUCCGUGGGUGAGGAUAACUUCCCUUCUGAACUCUUUUUUGCUGAGGAAGAUUGGCUCUGGGCUAACAUCCGUGCCCAUCUUCCUCUACUUUAUAUGGGACACCACCACAGCAUGGCUUGUCAAGCGUUGCGUCGGUACGUGCCUGGGAUCCGAACCUGCAAACCCCAGGCAGCAAAAGCAGAGCCCGUGCACUUCACCACUGCACCACCAGGAGCUCUUCCUGCUGAAUUUGCAAUAAAGGAAUUAUCACCGAGAGAGGACAUUAAUGAAGGAGACUUCCACCAUCUACUGAUAUUGGAAAGAACUGAAAGCCGUGGCAUCAAGGAUUUUGACCUCAAAGAAGUCUUGGAAAAUAUGCAUGAGUUUGGGAGUGUGUGGGGAUAUGAUGCCAGAAAUCAAAAAGGACUUCCGUUAAUCCAUAAUGGAAAGCUCACUUGUAGGAUAGAUGAAGGUAAUAAGUCCACAGAUAAUUUUCCUCGAAAGCAGAGUCUUUCUGUAAGAAAUAAUAUGUACCAAUAUUCCAUGCACAAUGAGCUAUUUAUAGGCGAUUUCUUAAAACUGAAAAAUAACGUAAGUGAUGCUAGAAAUGAGUAUAUAAUGUGUUUGGAAAACAGAACUCAAUCAGGUUUGCAGGCACACCUGGCUGAACUGCAGAGAUUUCAAACUGAGGAGAAAAUUUGUGAAUGCAGUCAAGUUGAGAAGUCUAUCAACCAUGGUUCCUCAGUCUCACAACCUCAACAAAUUCCUCCCAGUGUUAAAAAUAUUAGUAAUAAAUGUAGGAAGGUGUUUAAAUAUCUUUUGUUACCUGCACAAUAUGGGCAAACACAUACUAGAGAAAAGUCUUACACAUGUAAUAACUGUGGGAAGGCUUUUAGCAAAACCUCAGACUUUUCAAAACAUGAAAGAAUUCAGUCUGGACAGCCACCUUACAAGUGCAAUGAGUGUUGCAAAGCUUUUAAUAAGUGCUUGAACCUUCCUAGACAUCAGAAAAUCCAUACAGGAGAGAAAUCAUAUGAAUGUGAUGUAGAUGGCAAAAUCCUUCAUCAAAAUUCAAACCUUAGGAGUCAUCAGAGAAUGGAUACUGGAGAGAAACCUUACAAAUGUAAUGAAUGCAGCAAAGUCUUUGCUCUAUACUCAAGUCUUACUCGACAUAAGAGAAUACAUACUGGAGAGAAACCUUACAAAUGUAAUGAAUGCAGCAAAGCCUUUGUUAGACAUUCAACCCUUACUCAACAUAACAGAAUUCAUACUGGAGAGAAACCUUACAAAUGUAAUGAAUGCAGCAAAGCCUUUGCUCGACACUCAACGCUCACUCAACAUAAGAGAAUCCAUACUGGAGAGAAACCUUACAACUGUAAUGAGUGUGGCAAAGCUUUUACCUUUUAUGAAGGCCUUAAAAUACAUCAGAGAAUUCAUGCUGGAGAGAAACCUUACAAAUGUAAUGAGUGUGGCAAAGUCUGUACUCACAAGUCAAAUCUUGUAACUCAUCAGAGAAUUCAUACUGGAGAGAAACCUUACAAAUGUGAUGAAUGCAACAAAGCCUUUGCUCAUGGUUCAAUGCUUACUCAACAUAAAAGAAUCCAUACUGGAGAGAAACCUUACAAAUGUAAUGAAUGCAGCAAAGCCUUUGCUGAACGCUCAAAGCUUACUCAACAUAAGAGAAUCCAUACUGGAGAGAAACCUUACAAAUGUAAUGAGUGUGGCAGGGUCUAUAGUCAAAAGUCAAAUCUUGCAACUCAUCAGAGAAUUCAUACUGGAGAGAAACCUUACAAAUGUGAUGAAUGCAGCAAAGCCUUUCGUCAACAUUCAAUGCUUACUCAACAUAGGAGAAUCCAUACUGGAGAGAAACCUUACAACUGUAAUGAGUGUGGCAAAGUUUUUACCUUUUAUGAAGGCCUUAAAAUACAUCAGAGAAUUCAUACUGGAGAGAAACCUUACAAAUGCGAUGAAUGCAGCAAAGCCUUUGCUCGACGCUCAAUGCUUACUGUACAUAAAAGAAUCCAUUCUGGAGAGAAACCUUACAAAUGUAAUGUGUGUGGCAAAGAUUUUGCUGAUUGUUCAGGACUUAAUAGGCAUAAGAGAAUCCAUACGGGAGAGAAACCUUACAACUGUAAUGAGUGUGGCAAAGUUUUUACCUUUUACGAAGGCCUUAAAAUACAUCAGAGAAUUCAUACUGGAGAGAAACCUUACAAAUGCGAUGAAUGCAGCAAAGCCUUUGCUCAACGCUCAGUGCUUACUCUACAUAAAAGAAUCCAUAGUGGAGAGAAACCUUACAAAUGUAAUGUAUGUGGCAAAGUCUUCGCUGAUGGUUCAGGACUUACUAGGCAUAAGAGAAUCCAUACUGGAGAGAAAAUUUAGAAAUGUAAUGAUCGUGGUAAAUCUUUUACCCAAUUUCCAUGCCUUAAAAGACAUAAGAAAAUCCAUACUGGAGAGAAACCUUAUAAUAUAAUGAAUAUGGCUAGGUUUCUGGUCAAAAGCCAAACCUUACAAUUCAUCACAGAAUUCGUACUAGAGAGAAACCUUACAAUAGUAGUGAAUGCAGGAAAGCCUUUGCUGAGCAUUCAAGCCUUACUCAGCAUAAGAAAAUCCAUACUGGAGAGAAUCCGUACAAAUGUACCUAAUGUGGCAAAUCUUUUACCCCAUUUUCAUGCCCUAUUCAGCAUUAAAGAAUCCGUUGUAGAAAGAACUCUUACAAGAUGUAAUUAGUAUGGCAGAGCUUUACCCAAUUUGGAAGUCUUUAUGGGCAACAGAAAAAUGCAUACUGAAAAGCAAUAUAAACCUAAA